GGCAAAGUAGCAAAAAGGAGACGAGAUCAGCGAAGAAACGACGUUUACGAAAGAUGAUAGAAUGUGCGGGUGGUGGCAAUGGCUCGUCAGAAUUCGAGGAUGAGGAAUUGAAUGAACUCCAAAAAGAAAGCAUCCAAGGCGGAAUUGUGUGAGAAACGGAAGCGGGUGAGGAUAUGGCAAUCGGCAAUAGCUCGCCAUUAACAACCCCCUCUAAAGAACGAAGGACUAAGGGGAAGAGUCCGGUGACCCCUGGUUCUUCCGGGAAGAAGGUGACGACAACGAGUGGGCGCUAUAAGUUCAGGAUGCGAUCAUCACCAAAGAAGUCACCACCGAAGCAAUCUCCAGCUCGGAACUCGCCGCUCAAGAAGCAAUCGCCUAAGAAGCUCGAAAAUAAGAGAUUCGACCCGAAGAUGAAGGGAGUGGUUGCAAGUUGCGGCCCGGGAGGGGAGGAGAGGUACGUGGAAGAUCUUCGUCGACAUAUGAUGGACGCGAAUAUAGACGACCUCAAAGUGAUCUGCAAAGAUCUGAAGAUAAAGUAUCGGAAUCGCGAACAAGCGACUACAACCAUCACCGAUCGUCGGCUUGCGGAAGCAUACGACGCGAAAUUUGCAGCCGCGUUGUCGGCGCGAAUACCCUUACAAGGGUAUCCGCCCUGGUUUUUGCAAGCGACAGGAAGGUUUGGUCAAGUUAGGUCUUUGAAGUGCCGGCGCGGGAAAACGCGGUGGUCACCCUCGCGCAGUUUAAAGGCCGUCCGAGUAGGAGGGCCUGAUGCUGAACUUUCCAUCGUUGACAUCACGGAUCUCCUUGUCUGUAACUCUAUGCAUCAGGACGCUGAGUUGGUCGAGCUCGACCCACCACUCCCUGAGCCCCCCGAGCCUCCUGACCCUUCAGCCUCUCCAUCCCCCUUCACCCCUGCCAGCUCAUCUCACCUUCUUGCAUCUUGUACCACGGAGGCGCCAUCGGUACCUAUUCCCAUACCGACUCCUUCCACCCCUGCUUCAGACGCCGCUGCAGCCGAGGAGUUUGACAACCUCMUAUYGACUUUGCARCCUARYGUUGCGGCCCUCCUUCGCGAGUAUCGCGAUGUUUUUCCUCCGACCGUCUCUUAUAGCAGCAUUCCUCCUAUGCGCGAUAUCGAGCACCACAUCCGGCUCGAACCUAACUACCGUGUCCAGCAUCGCGCCCCAUAUCGCCUCUCGGUCCCCGAAGCCCAGGAACUUAAACGCCAAAUUGACGAGCUACUUCGUCAGGGCUUCAUUAAACCGAGUACGACCCCAUGGAGUGCACCUGUCCUAUUCGAUCACAAGAAGGAUGGCACUCUCCGCCUCUGCCUCGAUUACCACGGUCUCAACGAGUAUACGGUCAGAAACAGUUACCCUAUGCCUCGUGCGGAUGAUCUGUUCGACCGCCUCUCAGGCCACCACUUCUUCACGAAGAUUGAUCUUCGUAGCGGAUAUCACCAGAUCCGCGUAGCCGAGGAGAACCAGCCUAAGACCGCUUUCUGUUCUCGUUUUGGGCACUACGAGUUUACCGUCAUGCCUUUCGGUCUCCGUAAUUCCCCUGCCAUCUUCCAGACGGCUAUGAACACGAUGUUCCAAGACCUUUUUGAGGACUCGGUUCUAGUCAACAUCGACGACAUCCUGGUCUACAGUCCUACCUUAGAGGAGCAUCUGACCCACCUCCGCACUGUCCUCCAGCGAUUACGCGACCAUGGGUUUUAUGCGAAGCUCUCCAAAUGUCACUUCGCUCAACCCAAAGUCGACUUCCUUGGGCAUCAGGUCUCCGAGCACGGACUCCACAUGGACGACUCGAAGAUUCACGCCAUUGUCGACUGGCCCACUCCUACCUCUCUUCUUGCGCUGCGUAGUUUCCUUGGGUUGACCAACUACUAUGGUCAUUUUCUUAAAAACUACGCGCAAUAUUCUUCCCAGCUUACCCCCUUGACCCGCGGACGUCUACCUUUUUAUUGGACCCCGGCUCACGAGGAUGCUUUCCGCUCUCUCAAGCGGCUUGUCACGUCAGCUCCUGUCUUACACUUACCUGACUACUCGCGUCCAUUCAUCGUCACCACCGACGCAUCUGACUUCGCUAUUGGAGCUGUUCUCUCGCAGAUCUAUCUUGCCCCCUCUACUUCUCCCGAUUCCAUAGAGUCUCGCCUCCCUCGCCUCCCUCGCAUUCCUCGCUUCCCUCCUCCACCUCCAGCGACUGCGGCUCAUCUUGCACCCAUCGAGCCCACCCCCCCAGGGGCCCCACCCCCUUAUAUUCCUGACGUCCCUGAUGACGGUACUGUCGAGUCUCGCGAUGGAGAGUGUCCGGUUGCUUAUCUAUCUCGACAGCUACUUCCCGCUGAGCGUAACUACACUGCCGAUGAGCGUGAGGUCCUUGCGCUGGUCUACGUUGUUAAGAAGUGGCGUCAUCAUUUGCACGGUCAUAUUUUCACCAUUUUGACGGACAACUCUGUCCUCGCCGCCUUCCACACGAAGCCUAAGCUCACUUCUCGUCAGGCUCGUUGGUGGCGUGACCUCUCGGAGUUCGACUUCACCAUAAAGAAGAUUUCCGGCGAAAACAAUCGUGUUGCAGAUACCUUAUCUCGCCGCCCCGAUCUUCACUGCGAGGAUCGUCAGCUAUCUGCCAUCUCAGCCCCUACCAUCCACCCCGCCUUUCUGGAUGAGAACCGGAACGCAUACACCCAGUGCCCUGAGUUUCAGUCCAUCUAUGCUGACCUACAGGCUGGCAAGUCCGUYCSUAACUUCCAGCUCGAUCCCUCUGGACUCCUAUAUUGGCUUGGUCGCCAAGGUACUCGUACUCCCCGCUUAUGCGUGCCCUCUACUGGCCAGCUCCGCGUCCGGGCCGUCGCUGAGUGUCAUGACCAGCGCGCCGCCGGUCAUCUUGGUGUCUUCAAGACACUUGACCGCCUCUACUGCCAUUACUACUGGGAGCACCGCCGUCCUUUCAUCAAGGAGUACGUUCGCACCUGCAGGAUCUGCCAGGAGACCAACAUUCCCAACCACCCCUCCUAUGGCCUUCUCCAACCCUUACCCAUUCCUACUCAGCGUUGGACUUCUGUUUCCAUGGACUUCAUUGGCCCUCUUCGUCCCCCUACCCCACGAGGCCACGACGCCAUCUUCGUCGUUGUCUGUCGGUUGACUAAGCAUGCUCACUUCCUCCCUUGCAAGUAUGCUAGUUCAGCCAAAGACAUCGCCUYCCUAUACUUCAACCGUAUUGCCAUCCAUCACGGUCUUCCCACUAGCAUCGUCUCUGACCGCGAUCCCCGCUUUACAUCUCAUUUCUGGCGUGGACUCCAUGAGAUCUAUGGCUCCGAGCUCCGCCUCUCCUUCUCCUAUCACCCCCAGUCAGAUGGAUAGACCGAGGUCACCAACAAAACUCUUGGGAGUAU
Molecule: messenger RNA, 3397 nt
Organism: Chara braunii
Lineage: Eukaryota; Viridiplantae; Streptophyta; Charophyceae; Charales; Characeae
Source: the annotation of a GenBank genome assembly